This is a messenger RNA of Xenopus tropicalis (tropical clawed frog), 4949 nucleotides long. It is a transcript of the gene ppp2r5c, whose product is annotated as protein phosphatase 2 regulatory subunit B', gamma. Gene Ontology annotation, biological process: signal transduction. Gene Ontology annotation, molecular function: protein phosphatase regulator activity. Gene Ontology annotation, cellular component: protein phosphatase type 2A complex; nucleoplasm; nucleus. The record is from RefSeq and is a predicted model, not a curated record. NCBI's taxonomy places the organism in Eukaryota, Metazoa, Chordata, Amphibia, Anura, Pipidae. The transcript has 16 exons. Bases 221 to 1741 code for a protein of 506 amino acids.
UAUGUGAGUGAGAGGAGACGUUAACGCACGUGAUGCAGGGCAGCCAAUGGGAGAGGGCGUGGCCGGAGGUGAGGCGCUGCGGCAGCAGCCUGGGAAAAAAAGUGGGGGGAAGAGCGAGAGUGAGACGGAGAAACCAGUGAGGCGGCGGGGGAGGGGUGCGUGAGUGUCACCGGAGUACCACAGCCACCGGAAAGGAGGAGGCACACGAAGAGCCGCUGCCAUGCCUAAUAAAAACAAGAAAGAUAAAGAACCUCCAAAAGCUGGUAAAAGUGGCAAAACUGGAAAAGAAGGCCAAGAUAAUCCUGAGCAUGAAGUAUCCAACAAAAAGUCCAACAAUACUCCCCCUCCAGCUCAGGUAUCAAAGAUAAAGGUACCCACUCCACAGGCUGUUGUUAAGAAAGAGAAGCGGCAGAGUUCCUCAAGAUUUAAUGUGAGCAAUAAUAGAGAACUGCAGAAACUACCAGCUCUUAAAGAUGUACCCCCAGCAGAACAAGAAAAGCUGUUUGUUCAGAAAUUGCGCCAGUGCUGCGUUCUUUUUGACUUUGUUUCGGAUCCUCUAAGUGACCUGAAAUGGAAGGAAGUAAAACGAGCUGCACUAAGUGAGAUGGUGGAAUACAUCACACACAAUCGCAAUGUGAUCACAGAACCUAUUUAUCCUGAGGUAGUUCACAUGUUUGCUGUGAAUAUGUUUCGAACAUUACCACCAUCCUCCAAUCCAACAGGGGCAGAAUUUGACCCAGAAGAAGAUGAACCAACGUUAGAAGCAGCAUGGCCUCAUUUACAGCUUGUGUAUGAAUUUUUCCUCCGGUUUUUGGAGUCUCCAGAUUUCCAACCCAAUGUAGCUAAGAAAUACAUUGAUCAGAAAUUUGUGCUACAGCUGCUGGAGCUGUUUGACAGUGAAGAUCCAAGAGAGAGAGAUUUUCUGAAAACAACACUUCAUAGAAUCUAUGGGAAAUUUUUAGGCCUCAGAGCUUAUAUAAGGAAACAGAUCAAUAAUAUAUUUUAUAGGUUUAUUUAUGAAACAGAACACCAUAAUGGCAUAGCAGAGCUAUUGGAAAUCCUUGGAAGUAUAAUCAAUGGAUUUGCAUUACCGUUGAAAGAAGAGCACAAAAUUUUUUUACUAAAGGUGUUAUUACCUUUACACAAAGUGAAGUCACUCAGUGUCUACCACCCACAGCUGGCAUAUUGCGUAGUACAGUUUUUAGAAAAAGACAGCACUCUGACUGAACCAGUGGUAAUGGCAUUACUUAAAUAUUGGCCGAAAACCCACAGUCCAAAGGAAGUCAUGUUUUUAAAUGAGCUGGAAGAAAUUUUAGAUGUGAUAGAGCCUUCAGAGUUUGUAAAAGUCAUGGAGCCUCUUUUCCGGCAGCUGGCCAAGUGUGUUUCAAGUCCGCACUUUCAGGUUGCAGAAAGAGCAUUGUAUUAUUGGAAUAAUGAGUAUAUCAUGAGUUUAAUCAGUGAUAAUGCAGCUAAGAUUUUGCCCAUUAUGUUCCCAUCCUUGUAUCGGAAUUCAAAGACACAUUGGAACAAGACAAUUCAUGGUUUGAUAUACAAUGCCCUGAAACUUUUUAUGGAGAUGAACCAAAAAUUAUUUGAUGACUGCACUCAACAGUUCAAAGCAGAAAAGCAGAAGGAAAAACUAAAACUGAAAGAACGAGAAGAAGCAUGGAUUAAAAUUGAAAAUCUAGCCAAAUCUAAUCCCCAGUCCUGUUGCAAUGGAAACAGAUGGGCCCUUACUUGAAGACGUACAGAUGCUUAAAAAGACAGUAAAAGAAGAAGCUUCUCAGGCUCAAAAAGAUCUAAAGAAGGAACGGCCUCUUGUGCGACGUAAAUCAGAAUUGCCUCAGGACAUCUAUACCAUGAAAGCCUUGGAAUCCCACUGCAGAGCUGAUGAAUUAAUAUCACAUGAUGGGCAUUAGACUAUGACAAUUAUAUAUUACUUUGUGGAUUCUUCUUUUUUCCGGAAGCAGUUACACAGUAGAAAACUAUUACUUUUUUGUGCCAUACCAAUCUGUUAAACACAGUGAAAGCUUUCUUCGACCCAGUUCUGUAGGCAAUAACUAAACACAGUGUACAGCUCAAGAUUAGAUGUUCAAACAAUGGUGAUAUACCUGAUUCUGUAUGCAGAACAUUGGGUUGAAUUAUAUUAAGUAGCCACACAGCUGGCUGGAAACAGGAGUACCAAUUGGAGAUGUACGUCAAGAAGUCUACCAUUGCUCAAAGUAAAGCACUGAUAGGAUUUACAGCAAAAUGACAGCCAUGCAAAUGUCAAAUUGGUGCUUAAAAGAGAUCUGCUUAUUAGUUUAAGUACUAACCUUUCUUUGGUCUCUCUUAAAUGAGUGUCUGGUAUUCUUGCAGUUAGGGGAACAAAAUAGGCUUUACUUGCAUGUGCUAUAUAGAGUUCAAUGGGUAAUUUUCUGACAAUCCCAAAUAGGUUUUUCUCAGUUAUGUAUAUUGUUUGCAUUGAAUGAGCUCAUGAAUUGUUGAAGUACUUUCUGUGUAUUGAAAGCCAUAUUUUUGUCACUCAUAGCAAAGUAUUACCGUUCCAUUAUACUAGAAGUGCACUAAGAUCGUGUAUUGCCCUGGGGUAAGUCAAAUAACUUAAACUUCAACAACAAACUUAAGUGUUGAAAAUUUUGUUUUUCUUGAAAUAAAAUCCUGUUUCACUGCUGAUGUUUCUGCUGACCAUUUGGGGGUAUUGGCCUGGUUUUGGCCUUUCUCAAACACAUUAGUACUACAUAGCAAGUAAACACAAUUUCAAGGCAAAUACAUACAUAUCAUUAAAAAAAAUAAGAAGUGCAUGUUUGGUGCUGACAGUAUGCAAAAGGUGUACCCUUUUAUUGCUAAGUGUCCAGUGGGCCAUUGAAAUUAAAGGCAUCUCCAGCAACAGAAGGGUUAAGUUUAAGAACUGGCAUGCAUCCACAUUCUCUGUUUCUAUUUUAGAAGCACACGUACAGGCAGAUUUUGCAGGUAAUAUGUAAAUAUUUCCAUGUCAUUUUCCAUAUGCAGUGCUGCUAUAUUUUCACCAAGGUUAUAUGCAUGUUCUGCCCUUUUGUUAUAGGUAACAAAAACAGCAGAGUAAAUGUGAGCCCUGUCAUCCUUCUCUCUAUUUCUCAGGGUGGCCAGUAUUAAUGUUGCUAUGGAAGGUAGUUUUUGAAGGGGGGCGGUGGGGGUCCCUUUUCAAAUGAGAUACAAUACAAGUAUAUUUGUGGUCAAAAUUCUUUAAAAAAUAUUUUUCCUAUACAAAGUAAAACUCUUAUCAUUUUGCUCAAACAUGUUUAAAAUAAAUUAGAUUAGUUAAUCUAAUCUAACUUUUGCUACGUGCACAAAAUAUCUAGGCUUUUUUUCCUGAACUGUCAUUUAGUGUUCAUUAAGCAUAGGAAGGCUCUGAUAUAAAAACCCUUAAGACGUUCCAAGAUCCCCAUGUUGUAAGAAUUCCUGUUUAAACUUGAAAACUAACGCUUUAACAAUAAUACAAAGUGGAGGUGAUACCAUAUCUUUAAGGGACACUGGGUGCUUGUAUAUUGUGUAUAUAUAUCUAUAUAUUUGGUAUACCAUUGUUUGAACUUCCAUCUUUUGCUGUAUUUUUUUUUUCUCAUGUUUAUUUUUUCUGUUUAAUUUUUUUUUUCUCAUAUAUUGGCAGCAAGUUUCUAGAAAGACAUAUUUCUUUGUUUUUACCUGACAUUUAACUUGUUUAUCAGUGUUUGGUUGAUUGUCUAAUGCUCAGCAUAUAAGAACAUUUACUGUCCAGACUUUUACUGUUGACCUUUAUUUAAGAUAAACAUUCACCAAUCGAAUCUUCACGCUCCUUUUUGCAUAUCCCUGUAAUGAUCUGGGGUUGCAAUAUGUGGAUCAUUUUUAAGGACCGAUUCUGCACUUUAAAAAAAAAAAACAUUGGAUUGGAUUAAACUAUUUCAAAUGUAUCUUAUCAAUAGAAACUUAAGCUAAUUUGUGGAGAGGUUGUAAUGCGUCCUCUUAUUGAGAUAUAUGAGAUAAAGCAGCACCACUGUGCAGCCUUUUACCUGUAGUGGGUCAUACAGGAGCUUUUACCUGUAGUGGGUCAUACAGGAGCCAAAUUAUAUAAAAACAUUUUUCAACAUUUUACAGAGCCCUUGAACAGCAUGGGGGGCAUAAAAAAUCCCUUUGAGGGACAUAUCCGGCCAGUGGCCUCCAGCUGGACAGCCCUGUAAUAAAAUUUAAUAUAGCUUUGACGUAGCUUCUGCUCCUGCAAUAUCUUAGUGAAACCUCAAAUUAAAAAUAAUUCCUACUAAUGUCUUUUGGUGAUUGCUUAUCUUAAAGUGAAAUAAACUCCCCAUUUGUUGACUUCACAUGCUUUUCCAAGAAUUUUACAUGUACAUGAGGAAUGUUAACAGUAAUAUGAUGAGUGUCUUUUAGUGUGGCUUUAGUAUGGCUUUAUUUUAAUAUUGUACAUACAUUGUACUUUGUUUUAUGGUAAUAACGUAAUAAAACUUUAGACUUCAUAUUUUGUACAAAAUGGCCCUGUCUACCCGUUACAAAUGCUAGAAUGGAAAUAGCUGGGAGAAAGCACCUUAGCAUUGUCAUUUCCUCUUACCAACCCACUCCUAUCUUUCACAGACACACAUGCCUACAUAUAUCUAACCUGGACUAAAGUUAGUUUACCAGGUUAUCCUUAAAUAUGUUAGUUUGAUUGCAAUUUUGUAACCCUUUUUUCUUUUGCUAUUUAUCAAAGCACUUGCCAAUUAAUGUGCUACUUCUUUCAAGCUAACAUGGUGUAUAAUAUGGACUCAAUAAAGAACAUGUGACUUUUUUUUUUGUUCAGUAUAGGAACUGUCAGUCAUGUAUGAUAAACCUAAUCAUGAAGCAGUAUACUUUUGUUUAACUGGAUUUGAUUCUAAAAUACAGUCUCGUUUUUAUUGCCAAACACCUGUUGAAAAACUCUUCCUGGUGUCACUAAAACGCUUGCAUAC